This is a messenger RNA of Pectinophora gossypiella (pink bollworm), 6883 nucleotides long. RefSeq lists its product as uncharacterized. Lineage: Eukaryota; Metazoa; Arthropoda; Insecta; Lepidoptera; Gelechiidae. The transcript is spliced from 37 exons. The coding region runs from base 446 to 6811 and encodes 2121 amino acids. Gene Ontology annotation, molecular function: protein binding. The record is from RefSeq and is a predicted model, not a curated record.
GCGGAAUAGCGGGAAAACGCUGCGCUCUGUUGAAUCCAGUACUUUGGAAUCUCUAUAACGGUUAAUUCGAAUUUAGAACGCUUUGGAACUUUUAGAAAUUGAUUUUUAAAUUCCGAAGUAUUUAUAAUUAGUUAUAGAUCUUAAUGAAUCAAUUUUUAAAUUUGGAAAUAGUUUUAAACGAAUAGUUUUUGUAAAUAGUUUAAUGAGUGUGGUUUAGUGACUUGGAUUUUGUGUAAAAUGUCCUAAUUAUUAAAAAAAGAACUAUGUAAUGUGAGGUGUCAUAAAACUUUUAACUAUAAAAGGUGGCGGUGGCGGAGGCCAAGGUGUAUCGGUAUCCACUCAGGCUGACAUAGCACAUUCGGCCAAAGGCUACGAGUCAGAGGAUGAGAACGCAGGCAGAAAGCGGCAGAGGGCCACCGACGAGCGGCCAGCCAGCCGGACCACCAUGUACUCCAAGCAGGAAUUCCGAGAGCAAUAUUGCAUCAACAACAAACAACUGGAUCUGCUGGAAUUGGAGAAGUCCAAGAAGGACAGAUUCCUCGGAUGUCUCUCACAGUACCACAUCGAGAGCCCCUGCUCCAGAGCCAAUAGAACAUCAUUUCUAUCCGUGUGCGUCCGCCGUCGGGUACCCUCGGAUGAGAAUCUCAACACCGAUUAUGCACCAAUACAGCGGUAUCCAAGGUUUGGCCAACCAACCCCAGCACCGCCCGAGUUGUGUGCCUAUGAUGCAGACCUGGAGUGCUCAUACUUUCGCCGGAGGCCACGCUCCGUGUGCAGUCAGCCUGACCCCAAACGAUACACAUGGAUGCCAGAGGAUGAAGACUUCACCCGGAUGGAGUGGCCACAAUCGGUAAUAGAAGAUAACGCGGGUUGGCCGCAGAAUUACAAUCUGGACCAAAUCGCGUCUGUAAGCCGAGGAGGCUCCCUACCUAGACCACCUUCUAUUAUACCUUGUCCUGCACACACGCCGAUUCCCCCACCGCCCCCGCCACCACCUUUAACGAUACCACCACACAGAACGAAACACGUGUCAUUCGCUCGGUCGCACACCCUGACGACAUUUGAUGACUCCGUGAUGCCUGCAGCGGUUGGAGGCAGCCGCUUCCGAAGAGACUGUGAGAGGCUCAUCGACGGAAGAGUUGUUAAGCCUGAAGCGAAGCCAUAUGCGACGCUUCCGAUAAUGUUCCAGCCGUUCUCCCCCUACCCGCAGUUCAUAUCCGCGCAGACGCCCGCGCCGAUCCACUACCCGCCGCCAAUGCCACUCCCCGCGCACCCCGCCCCGCCUAUGCAGAGGCCCGCUCAAACUGAACAACCUAAAGUCGUAGUUUUAGAUUCAAUAAAGAAAGGAGUUAUGAGAACUCAAGCUACGCAAACAGAAGUGUGCUUAGGAAGGAAACCGCUGCCGCCAAAUUAUUUGUCUUUGAGCCCUCGAACAAUCAAAAGGGUAAAAAUGGUAGCGGCAGGAGUACAGACGAAUGGGUACACGGUUGGUGCGCGAAGACUGACGAAGUCCUUCUCCGAAGUUGGAGGCGACAGGUUAGCUGGUCGAGAAAGUCAAAGUGAGAUUCCAACCACUGUUGAAAGUUUCAUCGGGACUGAUCACGAGAAACUACACAGAACCCAAUCUGAAGAACCACCUAGAUCGCCACGCUCCCCUCCGGAGAUACCAAGCUCGCCUCUCCUGCAAAGAGGAGACUCAGAUGACGUCACCUCGUCGUCAGUCAAAUCUGUCGCUUCCUCACAAGUAGACAAAUCUUCCGAACUUAGCGCAUUACAACGACAAGCUCAGGAGUACUUCCAACAAAAUUUCCAAUUUAUUCACGAAAGCGAUAGGGACGACACGAUAGACGACGACAUUGAAACGAUAGAAAAAAGUAUGGCUCUCAAUCGUAGGAAUUUAGAAUAUUUACAACAGGAAAUAGCGAAGCAAGCUAAAGGUGAUAAAUCUUUGAGAUCAAUUUUAUCUAAAAGUACAAGCGAUGCGUCUCAAAGGACAAUAUCACAUCCAUAUUCUAAAACUCCUACUUUCCAAUCUGAACCCUCAACGGAAACUUCAGCGACAACGACUGAUGAUAGUGAAAAGAAUGAAAAAGAAAUAAUCAUAGAUUUUGAACCAAGACCUGAUGAUGAAGCUAUACCGUUCACGACAUUGCGGAGGAAAAAUAGAAGAAUGUUGCAGAAAACUUUGUCGGAGGGAGAAAUUCUUUUGGAUGCACGAAAAAGUGAAAUUAGCAACGGCGAUGGUGGAAAAGAUGUCCCGCUUGUUAUGUCUACGAGUCAAGAAAAUAUGACUAGAGAGGACCGGGAAAGAGAAGCAAUUUACAGACAAUAUAUUGGACAGAAUUACACCCAAACGCCAAUCAAAGACGAGGGUAUAUUUGGAUUUGAGCCAGAUGGAUCAUUUAGUUCUUCAGACGGGAAUGGUCCAUAUGAAGAUUUUCAUGAAAAGUACAUUAAUUUCAAGCAUGAGCCAUUUAGAAUUCGAAGCGUAAGCUUUGAAGAACAAUCAGAAUCUGAAACUAAAGAGGACGAUGCUCCCGAUAAAGAAGACAGCACUGCCAAAUCCAGUCCUGGCUCACCCGAACCUGUCAGUUUAGACGUUGUAGCUGACCCAAAAGUAAAACGAGCAACAAUAUGCAAAAACGUUAUGACCAUCCUCGCUCCUUUGGAAAAAUCAUCACCCUGUGCGUCGAAUGAAUCGCUAACAGUUGAUCAUAGCAGUAAUGUAUUUUUCAGGGAUCAUUCCGAUGGCAUGUGGAAUGAAUCUCAAACGACUGUUUUGCAAGUGGAUUCCGGGACUGAAAAUGGAACUGUUAUUAGCUCUUCUGAUCUUAGUUCUCUUGCCGCUUCGCCUGGAGCAUUAGCGCUAUUGACCCCUACUUCAAGAAGAAAACAGUUGCUAAUACUUCAACACCAACAAAGAUCUUCCUUAGAUACGGACGCUUUGGAUGAGGAAUUUGACGCUUCUCAGAGUCAAUCACCAACAUCUCCAAGAAACAAACUAGAUACAGCAAGUACAAGUUCUGCACAGCAAGUUAGAGCAUCAUUAUCUCCACCUGCUGUAGUACCAAAUAUUACCUUGCCAAUCACUAAACAACCAUCAAAAAGUAUAUCACCUAUAGUUUCACCAAAAAUACAAAAUCAUACACCUGCAAUUGCAAUCACUCAUCCCAGUUUGGAUUUAGCCGACGUUCCUUUCAAACGAACUCCAAGCUUUAUUAACAAGAAAAGAGAAAGAGCGCUCAGUCCUUCAAGAAGACGGGAUUUAACACAAAAGAAAGCACAACAGAAAACACAACAGAAAGAACCGAACGGUACACUUCCACAUCAAAUUGUAGAAUCGCCUUCAGAACCAUCAUUAGCAAAAGCUGCUGGAAGUCAAACGAGUUUAGCUAGAACUGAUUCUGGCAAAAUAAAUACAACAGACGUAUCUGAAAGUACGACUACUACUGAAGAUUACGUCACUGCUAAUUCCGAUAGUUCUAAGAAAAGUAAUAAUAAGAACCAAAAUGACUUAAUACUUUCAGCUCCGGAAAACAAUAAAGCGCAAGAAGGCUCGUCUUUUGAAAGCGCAUCGAGUUUGUAUUCUUCUACAAAAACGGACAAUAUAGCUGAAGACUUAAUCGUGCCAAGUUUUUCACCACCAUUAGAAAUCAACGAUGAUUUUAUUGUGCCAAACUUAUCAUCACCUCCACUGCCAUUACCUGAAAGACUACCAAAGCUAUCUGAAAAAGUUGUAGUCAAAGCAGAUAUCACGCCAAUCACCGAACAUAAAAAGAGAGAAAAGACUGAUAUUAAACCUAGGGAAGAAGCGCCGAAACCUAGCACAAGUAGGGGAACAAUAAGCGGAAAGAGUAGCUCCAGUGGAAGCUACAGUAUAGGUGGUUCAAAUCCUAAUGUCACUGAAGAUACAGACAAAACGCCGACAGAAAAAUUAAAAGAUCUACCAGAAAAAGUGGAACCUGUUGUAAAGAAAGAAGAUAAAGUGACUAGUCCCAUGCAUGAUAAAGAACAGCUGGUACCCAAGAUGAUGGGAUCUCUUUCGGAUGAUGAGAGAAGUGUUCAUUACUCUUCUUCCGGAUAUUACGAAAGUCCUGUUGAUGAUGACGAUGAUGGAGGUUUGACUUACAAGCAUUCACAAAAAUAUAGAUCUACUUCAAGACCAAAGUCUUGGCUAGCAGAAGAUAAAAGAAGAAAAAAGAAAACAGCCUUUCUUUUAGAAUUUUCCAAAUCUUACGACGAUUCAGUUUCAACAUCACAAGACGAUUGGGUCAAGAAAGAUAAAGAUCCCGAUAGUCAUCGCUCAGAGCGCAUUUCUUUCAAACCUACAAGUAUCAAAUCACCGUCGGAAGAAAAAGCUCCGGAGGUUAGGAAAAAGAAAACGCAUUUUGCCGAUAAGCCAAAGAGCGUUCAAUCUUCUCCAAGAGAACCUAUUGAUGUUGAAAAGGCUAUUAAAGAAAAAAAUAUGAAAGAAAAAGAAGUAGAGAAACGACCAAUGGAAAGAGAACGCUACGUUAAGAGAACUAAAAUGAAGGCGAAAAGUCCCACUCAAAGUAAGACAGUGGAUGGCGGACAUUGUUAUAGACCACAACAUUACGAUAGAAGGGAGAGUGCUGUAAGUGCUAAUUCCAUGAAAUUGCACCUUAAUAUCCCAACUUCAGAUGAUUCUAGUGAGCAGUAUCGAAAAGAAGGGCCAAGUAAUGGAAAUGUAUCUCCCAGAAAACAUAGGCGCUUACGAGAUAGCCCAAGAAGGAAAUCUGGCAAUAAUUCUUCAUUAGCUAAAUCACCUACUUCAGGAAACAGUCACGCUGUUUACAGACCUCGAAGGAAAAGCGGCUCCAACGAAAGCAUAUCACUCCCCGGCAGUUUGCCUCGAAGAAAGCAAUCCAUACCAACAGUGCCGUGUCUCAGUUCUCUGGAAGCCGAGGAUAUUGAAACUACCCGCACAUUGACCAGUGCAGGGUCACGCUUGACUCCUCUACGUUAUGUCAAGAGUCCCACGUCCUCUCCUAGACAUCAACGGAAAGACAAAGAUGGCAAAUUUGCAAAAGCAGCAUCAGCUGAAUCUCUCCGUUCCGUAUCUCCAGGUUCUGAUUCAGUGUUCUACUCAGAACAAACUGAACACAGCAUGGUAACAGCCGAGUGUGAAGCCAAGGCUCACUGUUUACACUGUGGGAAAGAAGUCCAUAUUGUGACUGCGGCCCAUGACCAUGACAGUCGGGCGUCCAGGACUUCUCACACGGAUGCUAGCACGGAAUCCUAUGCAGAUGCUACACCAGACAUAGUUCCUGCACCAGCAGGCUUUGCAGAUUCGCCAUCUUGUAUGAGUUCUAAAAAGCAUUCCAGUGGGGCCCGACUUUAUAAAAAAUUGGAGAAGAGAUACCGCUCUGAAGACAAAACGCGACAUCAUUAUCGACAUAGGCAGGAUGUUCGAGCUAAGUCUGAAGAAAGAGGUAAAGAAGAGUAUGCAGCAACAGAGAAACCACAGGACACUCGGAUCGCGCGGUCAGCUGGUAACAGCCUUGAUAAGUUAGCUGGCUCCAGUAACGAUCCUGACGAACAAGAAGAAUGCUCAAACAGCUCAGAAGGGGCUGAGGGAGGUAAAGAAGAGAGGGGGGUAUACGCUGCGCCCUGGUGGUGUGGCAACUGGAUACUGUUGUCUGAAAACGAUGAUCACUGGACCAGGAUUCCACCAGAUGUAAUAGACACAGUAGAUGGAGGUCAAGAAGACCCGACAGAGUCCGAAACAGAAUUCAACAAGAGGUACGUCGCCCUGACGCAUAGACUCGUCCACCGAAGAGCGUGCAUCGAGCUUAACCGAAGACAGGGUGACAACACCUUCGAAAGCGACAAGACAGUAGUGGUAAGACGAGGCAAUGAGGAGUUUGGGUUUAGGAUUCACGGCAGCAAGCCAGUCGUGGUGUCAGCGAUCGAACCCGACACGCCGGCCGAGACUUCUGGUCUUGAAGUCGGAGAUAUCGUCAUAGCUGUUAAUGGGAUCAAUGUUUUAGAUAAGACACAUUCUGAAGUGGUAAAAAUAGCCCAUUCCGGUUCGGAAAUACUAGAAUUGGAGGUUGCCAGAACAUGCGAAGUGGUAGCGUCUCUAGCCCAUGAGGGGGGUCCAGCAGCGCUGUACUCCGGGUACCUAUGGAGAGCGGCCCCUCUCCGACCCCACCACCCCCCUCGGUGGACCCGCCGCUGGUUCGUCUUGAAGAGGGAUAACUGCUUAUACUACUAUAAGACGGAUUCUAGUAUCCAUCCAGUAGGAGCACUAAUGCUGGUCAACUACCAGCUGACAGAGGAAGAUACGGGUAGGCCUCAUGGGUUCCGACUGCAGCGCGGCGGCGGGACGCGGUUGCAACUCGCGGCCGACACUGCCGAGGCGUCCGCUAGAUGGCGCGCGGUGCUCGCACACGCUAUUGAUGCUAGUAACCAGCGCGACGGUUGGCUAGAAGUGACAAUGAGGAACAUGAAGCUGCCACCAUCUUCUAUUCCUCGACCAGACUGCUUCGGCUACCUGAUGAAGCUUGGCUCCAAAUGGAAGUCCUGGGCCAAACGCUACUGCGUCCUCAAAGAUGCUUGUCUUUACUUCUACAAUGAUGCUAACAGUAAGAGUGCAUUCGGUAUGGCUUGCCUCCACGGCUACAGAAUCCAGACGUGUGCACCAGGUGGAAAGAAAUACGCCUUCGAAGUGAUGCCCACAGAGCCCAAACAACGACACUUUUACUUCCACACUGAGUCUGAAAUGGACAAGAAACGGUGGAUGGCAGCUUUGGAAUACUCCAUAGACAGAUGGAUGAAGGCCGGUUGACGAAGAACCAUUACCAAAGACGAUUCAUUUGAUUUCAUAUGAUUUAGUUCCAUUAAAUUUAUUCCUUAUUUA